Molecule: messenger RNA, 1138 nt
Organism: Alnus glutinosa
Lineage: Eukaryota; Viridiplantae; Streptophyta; Magnoliopsida; Fagales; Betulaceae
Product: putative cysteine-rich receptor-like protein kinase 9
Exons: 2
Coding region: 121-999 (292 amino acids)
Source: RefSeq, a predicted model, not a curated record
ACACGGGCAGGCAAAGCUUGUUGCGGGGGAAAGGGGGGAGGGGAAGGGGCGAACUAAACAGGGCGUAUCUUAGCUACGUUCGUAUGCCAUUGCAGUGACCAGAAAGGUAUUUGCAUAGACAUGGCAGUGGUUUCUUCAAGACUUGUCUUCCUGUCUGCCAUAUGCAUUCUCAUUGCUCCAGCCUUUGUUCGGCCACAGCAAAAUCCUAAUAUCUAUCUUAACCAUAACUGCUCAGAUCAGCAGGGUAGCUAUACCAGCGGCAGUACCUACAAGGCAAACCUCGAUCACCUCUUCUCCAACAGCAUUGACAUUGACUACGGGUUCUAUAAUUCGUCUUAUGGGGAAAGCCCUGACAAAGUAUAUGGAAUUGGACUUUGCAGAGGAGAUUUGAAGCCUGAUGAAUGCCGUAAUUGCCUCAAUAUCUCUAAAGAUAAUCUCACACUAGAGCGUUGUCCCAAUCAGAAGGAAGCAAUAGUUUGGUUUAAUGAGUGCAUGUUGCGCUACUCAAGCCGCAACAUAUUUAGCACCAUGGAUGAUACUACUGAAUAUCCUUGGAUGAGCCAGCUCUAUAACGUAUCAGACUAUUCAAACGAUGAGAAGGAUGAGUUCAAAAAGGACCUCUCGAACUUGUUGCAAAACCUAAGUGGUCGAGCUGCAGCAGGUGGUUCUCUCCGUAAGUUUGCAGUAGGAAAUGCAUCAGCCCCAAGAUCCCAAACAAUAUAUGGACUGGUUCAGUGCACACCUGAUUUGUCUGAGCAAGAUUGCAGUCGAUGCUUGAGUGGGGCUAUUAAUAAUUUCUUGAAGGCUUAUGCUGACAGACUAGGUGGGAGAAUUCUUAGACCCAGCUGUAAUUUUAGGUAUGAGAACUCCAGCUUCUUUGACCCCACAGCUUAUGCGCCACCAUCACCGCCACCGGCUGCUGAAGUAAGCAAUGCACACAAGGUCGUAAAUCAGAUUCUCUUUGGGCUUGCAUUGAUGAUUAUGGGGCAUGGAUUAUAGGUUUCAAAUAUUUUGGAUUUUAAUUAUGUAUUUGGAUUUGAAUUCUGUAAUAGGUAUGCAUUUGAAUUUUGUAUUAUGUAAGCUAGUAGACUGUUGUUGUGAAAAAUUUGAAUUUGGAUUUGGAUUUGGAUUUGGAUUU